Messenger RNA from Syzygium oleosum, 2399 nucleotides. Its product is annotated as EG45-like domain containing protein 2. Bases 1234 to 1677 code for a protein of 147 amino acids. NCBI's taxonomy places the organism in Eukaryota, Viridiplantae, Streptophyta, Magnoliopsida, Myrtales, Myrtaceae. The transcript is spliced from 5 exons. The record is from RefSeq and is a predicted model, not a curated record.
GAGCUCUGAGUGUGUGUUCAAUGCUAGGGUAAGAUGCUACGGAGGUAGGCAGGCUUUGAAUAUGGACUGGGGAUGUGUUAUACGCAAAAUGGGUGUUCUAUAUGGUUGCUGAUGUAUGCUGGAUGGUUGGCGUGAGCUGUGUGGGUAAGUUGAUGAAAUUGUCAUUUGUGAGAGUGCUAUUCGCACGCUGGGCAAGUGAUUUUUAGUUAAGUUCCGUGUGAGAAUGAGCAAGCAUGGGCCUGUGUGAGCUGCUAAUAUAUGCAUGUGCGAUAUCCACGAGUGAAUGGUAUAUCAUCUGUAUGUGGGCUCGCUGAGUGUGUGUGUUGAAGUUGCUGGUAUGUUCAUUGGAUGUGUGCAUCGUACUUUGUGGGCGUGGCGAACAAAAGAGGAUUCCAUGAGCUGCUAUUUCGAAUGUCCAAGAACUGCGAUUUCCAGUUCCUGGAGCUGCGAUCUGCAGCUCCAUAAAUCGCAAAGUUGUGGCAAUGGAUCUGUUGAUUGCUCUGUCUUUAUAUAAUAACCUUGUAGCUUAAGUGUCCUGUUUGAAUGAGGAACGUAGGAAUCCAGAAAAUUUGCUCAGUUUGGCUGAUGAUCCUUAUAUUAUGGUCGACAUUUAAUAGUAGUUUGGUAGAUUGUUCCAUAAUGCUUUAGUAAGACCUCUUGUUUGGGUUGCUGGAAUUACCAGCAAAAACCUUGUUUCCUUCAUCAUCUCUAGUAUUGGCAUUAGUUAAUCUAUCGCCCAUGGUCAUAUUUCUUUUCUAUGGUUUCACUGAUGGAUGGGGUGUUGUAUUGACUGUGCUUCCAAAGUUCUAUUAUAAACUACAUGACAUGCCUAGCUUUGGACGCUCAGGUUCUGGUCUCUCUCCAUUGGGCGGUUAUUCCUCAGCUCUCUAAUCCCGUCAUGUUUUGGUGAGUUUGCUUCCAGAAUUUUUUGUUUGUUUGCUCUUGAAUUUGACAUCUUUCAUGCUGGAGAAACUGUAGUUGUAAACUGAAGUUGGACACUCAUGACACAAGAUGGCUUAGAAUACCCCUACUUCUAUUAAAAGCUGCUUGUUUCCUGCUUAAAAUCACCCCUUCUUCCAGCAUUAUCAGUUGCUGCUUUUGCUAAGAAACCGAGUUCGACUUGGCCUUUGCUUCCGGCAGGGACUCUGGUUAUUGUUGCUCGUACCACAAUCUGUUACGAGGGCAUCCUUCAAUCAAUCGUUUGGUGAACAGGGAGCCAGUCUAUUAAAGAAAAUGGCAAUUAGGAGUCGUUUACAAUCCCAUCUCCUCCUCCUUGCCGCCAUGCUCACGGCGACCGUCCCCGUGGCUCUCGGCGAGGUUGGCACGGCAGCGUACUAUGGCCCUCCCUACGAACCGACGGAAUGCUAUGGUGAGGGCCGAUCCCAGUUCCCUGAGAGGAACCUGUUCGCGGCUGUGGGCGACAAGCUAUGGGACCUUGGGGCAGCGUGCGGCCGGGCGUACAACGUGCGGUGCGUCAGCAAGGGCCCUGGAUCCUGCAAACCGGGCUCCGGCACUAUCCGGGUCAAGAUCGUUGACUACACCCUCUCGGUUAACUCCUCCGCCGCCGCCCCCAAGCAGUCCUUCACCGGCGCCGAUUUGGUCCUGCCUCAGACUGCUUUCGAAGCCAUUGCCAAUCCGGCCAUGGCUUCGAUCGAGGUCGAGUUUGAGGAGGUCUGAUCUUCGGGAGAAAAUGGUCUGCAAGAGCCACGCCAGCUGUUGAUGUCGCGUGCGCUUUUUUACUCUUCAUCAAUUACAAAUCGACACGUAUAUGUCGACGCGGAAUUAGAGAAACAUAUAAAAAAUCUCCCAAUCCAUGGCUGAAGCUGGUCUCUCUCCUUCCGCCACUCAACACAAUAUCCAUGGAAUGAGGGUGUGCAGGUUUGUUCUGUCACGAGAUGCUACCAAAACAUAAUACAAUUGUGUAGAACCAGUUCCAUGUGUGCCAGAUCUGGAGCUUUGGCCACGAGCGAUGACGGCUUGUUCACACACGGCGACUGAGGGGUGGACGCGGAGGUCGGUGCUCGGAUCUAUAAACGAAGGCCGUCCGUGGCCGUCCGUUGCUCUGCAUCUCCAUCAUCUGUGGACGAGCACUUGUGGCCAAGGCUUAGCCGCUGGGACGACGGAGAGCGGAGGUUGGCCAAGGAUAUAGCUAGAUCUGGUCUGCUGCUCAACAGCUUUGAGCUCAAGUCUUGGCUCGUCCAUGGUUGUUGAUACGAGCUCAACAGCUUUGCUGCGGACCGCGGUGGCCACGGUGGGGCGGUGGAGAUAAGCCAAGCCCAGGCAGAGCAGAGGGUGAAGAUGGAGGAGGAAAAGAGAAAAAAAUUAAUUUGUGUCGAGAUGUAAUUGGUUAUCAGUAAAUAAUCGCAUGUCACGUUACCUAUUGAUGAGGCACUUGCAGA